AUGCUGUCGCAGGAGGGUGUGGAGGCAGAGAGCCCGUCGGCUAAGCAAGUGACUGUAAUGGUGCUUGGGGCCAGAGUACACCAUCCCGCCGGGCUCCUCGCACCGGGUCUCUUGGAUAUCAUGCAAGGCAUGCAGCAGCUGUACCAACAGCUGGAAGAAGACCCGAAAGUAUGGGGCUUUCUCGGUCACACUCCCGCCCUGGUAUCUUCGGAGGAUUCCGCAAACAACACCAUCAUCUGGCUGUUGUAUUGGGAGACACCCGAAGCACUGCACCACUUUGCCAUCAGCAGCAUGCAUCCCAAGUUGGUGCAGGAAUAUCAGCGACAGGCCAGUGCGAGCGGGUACCAUGUGGGAAUCAUGCACGAGGUAUACGACGUCCCUGCACGACACUGGGAAACCAUCUAUCUCAACAUGCGGCCAUUUGCAAUGGGUGGGUCGCCCCGAUGUCUGUUGCUUCCUUGA
This is a messenger RNA of Capronia epimyces CBS 606.96, 462 nucleotides long. RefSeq lists its product as uncharacterized. The transcript has 3 exons. Lineage: Eukaryota; Fungi; Ascomycota; Eurotiomycetes; Chaetothyriales; Herpotrichiellaceae. The record is from RefSeq and is a predicted model, not a curated record. Bases 1 to 462 code for a protein of 153 amino acids.